AUGAGCCAAAAAAAAAAAAAGAGAAUGAGGAGGAAGGAUUUGACAACACAAGAAAGAACUUCAAUUCUUCAAACCUUGCUUUUAGAGUGCAAGAAUGGGAAGCCACCAAGAGGCAAGAUGAAAGCUAUGGAGGAGAAGUUCCAUGUCUGCCGGAAGACCAUUUCUCGCAUUUGGGCUGAAGCAAAACAUCAACAACAGCAAGGUCAGUGCAUAAGUUCACAGAGUAAGAAGAUAUGUAGGCCAAGGAGAAGAAGGGUGCACAUAGACCUAGAACUAAUUGCAAGUAUAGAGUUAACAAAGCGAUCAACAAUUAGAAGGCUAGCAAAAGGCAUAAACUGCAGCAAGAGUACUGUUGGGCGUUGGGUAGAUCAAGGGCUGAUCAAAGCACACACUAAUGCAAUAAAACCUGACCUUACAGCAGCAAAUAAGCUGUUAAGGAUGAGGUUUUGCCUCGAGGCAAUGGAGUAUGACCGGCAGCAAGAUGUAUUGAGGUUCAAGACCAUGCAUAACACUAUACAUAUUGAUGAGAAAUGGUUUUACAUAACCAAAAGUUCUCAAAGGUGGUACUUAACUCCAGCAGAGGCUGAGCCACAUAGAGCUUGCAAAAACAAAAAGUUCAUCCAAAAGGUGAUGUUUUCGUGCGCAGUGUGCAGGCCAUUGUUUGCUCAAGAUGGUAGUGUGUUGUUUGAUGGGAAGAUAGGCAUCUUCCCAUAUACAGAGAUGGUGGCAGCCAAGAGAUCAAGUAAAAACAGAGUGGCAGGAACUCUAGAGCAAAAGUCAAUAGAGAGCAUCACAAAGGAUGUUGUUAGAGAGGGGUUCAUCAAGCAGCUUGUACCUGCCAUCAAGGCCAAGUGGCCCUCCUUUUACAGCAAGGAUAUCUUUAUACAACAAGAUAAUGCAAGACCACACAUUAGAAAUGAUGACUUAGAGUUUAGAGAGGUUGCAUCAAGUGAUGGUUUCAAUAUCAACAUAAUUCAUCAACCUCCAAACUCACCCGACACCAAUAUCAAUGACCUUGGUUGGUUUAGGGCAAUUCAAAGCCUACAACAGGAGACUGCAUGCUUCAAUGUGGAUGAUUUAGUAAAAGCAGUGGUAUCUUCUUUUGAAGAACUAGACCCUAUGACUUUGAAUUGUGUUUUUUUAAGCUUACAAGGUUGUAUGCUAGAGACUUUGAAGGUGAAGGGGCAGAAUUGCUACAAAUUACCCCAUAUGAAGAAAGGCUCGUUGAUUAGACAAGAUAGGCUGCCACUAUGUUUGGAUGUUCCACAACAACUUGUGAGUGAAAGCAUAGCACAUUUGGAAGAAAAAGGUGAAGUUGAAGGCAUUGAAGAACUUAAACAGAGAUUGGGAAUUCAUGAAGCAACAUUAGAUGGCAUUGAAUCACAGUUCAAUGCCCUAAUGUUACUUGACUAA
Salvia miltiorrhiza (redroot sage) is the source of this 1413-nucleotide messenger RNA. RefSeq lists its product as uncharacterized. The record is from RefSeq and is a predicted model, not a curated record. The transcript is spliced from 2 exons. Gene Ontology annotation, molecular function: nucleic acid binding. NCBI's taxonomy places the organism in Eukaryota, Viridiplantae, Streptophyta, Magnoliopsida, Lamiales, Lamiaceae. The coding region runs from base 1 to 1413 and encodes 470 amino acids.